This is a messenger RNA of Drosophila bipectinata, 1322 nucleotides long. Its product is annotated as venom protease. Gene Ontology annotation, molecular function: serine-type endopeptidase activity. The record is from RefSeq and is a predicted model, not a curated record. NCBI's taxonomy places the organism in Eukaryota, Metazoa, Arthropoda, Insecta, Diptera, Drosophilidae. Gene Ontology annotation, biological process: proteolysis.
ACUGCUGGUUCUGGGACUGGGGCUGAUGAUGGGGAUUCACUGAUCGGUGGAUGCUUUAGUCCGCUCCCGACACUCGCAGCGUUCGCAGGGCUUUCAAGAUGAUCCGCUUAGUAAACAGAUUUUUUUUGUUCCCGCUUCUGAUAUCAAUUUUUGGACUGUGCCAGUCCGAGCGCCACGCACCCUACCCCCCACCACCGCCACCGGACCGCGCGGGGAUUCAUUUUCCCAUGGAUCGCGAUAUUCUGUUCCCGGACUCACACGGGCCGGAGGAGCGUAUGUGGUUUCGCAUAACCGAGUUUAGUUUCGACCGGAUGGAGAACCUGCCCGAGCCGAAGCACAAGCACAGCCACCCACCGCCGCGUCCAGGCCAGCCCUUCCCCCCGCCCCCUGGAGACUUUAAGCGGAGGAAUAAGAACCACAAACGACGUCGCAUCUGCGAGGAGAAAUACUCGGAGUACGUGGAGCGAAUCUUCCCCAACGACACGGCAGUGGCAGCGGAUGCAAACGAUGCCGACUUUGACGGACGAGUGUUGGCCAGGCCGGGACAAUACCCACACAUGGCCGCUGUGGGCUUUCAGACUGAAACUGGGAGCGUGGACUACAAGUGUGGAGGCAGCCUGAUCAGCGAAAGCUUCGUUCUGACUGCCGCCCAUUGCACCUCCAUAUACGAUUCGGUGCCCCAAUGGGUGCGCAUCGGAGACCUCAACCUGGUGGCCGAUGAACGGACAGUGGAGCCCCAACUGUUUCGCAUUCAGGAAAUAAUGACUCAUCCCAGCUACAACAAGGAGUUCUACUAUAACGACAUUGCUCUACUGCACCUCGAACGAGAUGUGGAAUUAACCGCCUUCGUGAGGCCCAUCCGCCUGUGGAUCUUCUCGGAGCUGCCCACCACUAUUGCCUUCGCCAUGGGCUAUGGAGCUACGAGUUUCGCAAAAGCCAUGACGAACCGCCUCACGAAUCUCAACCUGACCAUCGUACCGAACACCGAAUGCAAUACCGAGCUGCCGGCUCUGGCGGAGGCACCUAAUGGGGUUAUGGACAGCCAGAUCUGUGCCCAGGACUACAUCCUCAACCGCGACACCUGCCAAGGCGACUCGGGGGGACCACUGCAGCUUAAUCUGCCAGGUCGUCGGCGGCGACAGAGAAUACACUACCACCUCAUAGGUGUAACUUCGUACGGGGUAUUCUGCCGCAGUAGUUAUCCUUCGGUUUACACUAGAGUGUCCUCGUACUUGGAUUGGAUAGAGCAAGUGGUGUGGCCCGAUUCUGUUUAAACCUGUCAAGUUAAUAGGGAAAGUAAAUAAAGUAUUUUGCUACAUUUA